AUGGGGAAACUCCUCAGCCAGUGCUUGGCCAUCGCUGGAAUCCUACUUCUGUCUCAGCUCUGCGCCUUGGAGGCCAAAGGCUUCAAGCACCGCUUCAAGUGGGGCCGGAAGGUCCUGCCCAGCACCCCGCACGCCACCGAGGCCCCCCAGAUCACCGAGGCCCGCGUGGACGAGAUCAAGCCCGGCGCCUUCAUCCGAGAGGGCCGCAAGCUGGACAUCGACCUGGCCGGAGAGGACAAGCAGUACUACGAGGCCAAUUACUGGCAGUUCCCCGACGGCAUCUACUACAACGGCUGCCUGGACGCCAACGUGACCAAGAAGAUGCUCAUCGGCGGCUGCAUCAAUGCCACCAAGGCGGCCAACAAGGAGGAGCUGAGCUUCGAGAAGCAAGACAAGCUGCACCAACGCGUGCUGUGGCGCCUGGUCCGAGAGCUCUGCGCCCGCAAGCACUGCGACUUCUGGGUGGAUAGAGACACCGGCAGCACCACCAGCAGCUCCAGCUUCACGCGUGCCAGGGUGGACGUCCAGCUGCCGGUGCUUCUGCUCGGCCUGCUGUGGGUCGUGUGGGUCCUGGCCAAUUUCCACUCUAUCAAGGCCGAACUCCUCAGGCAUGCACUCUUCUCCCCCUAUUGGAAUAUUCCAGGCAAGUAUGGACCCAAGUCCAUGGGUCAUUGCCUGCAAUUACAUAAACCCCGGACAAAUCAGGAGUUCAGAGCUGCAAAAAGCCAUGUGAUAUCGAAACCCAGAGGUGCUGAAGCCUCCAGAUUUCCAGCCCACGACCCAGGGCUGCUAGUAUUCCCCAAAGAGAAGGGAGCGGAUGAGGAGACAAAGGACAAAGGCCAGGUGGCAGCCAGCCAUCUGCUCAAAGGACAACAAUGA
This is a messenger RNA of Suncus etruscus (white-toothed pygmy shrew), 879 nucleotides long. It is a transcript of the gene PRND, whose product is annotated as prion like protein doppel. The transcript has 4 exons. The record is from RefSeq and is a predicted model, not a curated record. Bases 1 to 879 code for a protein of 292 amino acids. Gene Ontology annotation, biological process: protein homooligomerization; intracellular copper ion homeostasis. Lineage: Eukaryota; Metazoa; Chordata; Mammalia; Eulipotyphla; Soricidae. Gene Ontology annotation, cellular component: membrane. Gene Ontology annotation, molecular function: copper ion binding.